This is a messenger RNA of Striga hermonthica, 2859 nucleotides long. The record is from the annotation of a GenBank genome assembly. NCBI's taxonomy places the organism in Eukaryota, Viridiplantae, Streptophyta, Magnoliopsida, Lamiales, Orobanchaceae.
AUGUUAUCACAGCAUGGAGAGGUCUCGGUGGCGCGGCGCGGAGAGGGUAGGCGUCGCGGCGCGAAGGGGCAGUACGACGUGAAGCUAGAAUGCACCGCAGUGUGGCAUGGCCCCGCGGCGACGAGUACGCAUAACAGGUCUAUGAACGUGCGUGGAGGGGCUAAGCGGAGUGCAUCGCGGCGUGAGAAAAGCAGCGUACCGUGGCGCGGGGCAGCAGCGCGGCGCGAGGAGAAUAACACUCAACGUAAUGACGCGACGUGGGAAGGUGCAGCGGCGCGAGGAACAACUCUGCCGCGGCGUGACGGGUCUUCGCGGUGCGGGGCUGGAGGGUGUCGCAGCGCACAGCGUGAAGCAGCGUGGCCCGUUAAAUUCAGGUGUGUCCUGGGGCCGGUUGUGCCGAAAUUCGUGGUCUCGGCGUCCUUGAGCUCCGUUCUCACUUCCGGCAACAUGAUCGCGGCGGCGGCUGCCGGCUCGGGCUCCGUUCAUGGAGCCGUGUCUUCGGCUAUCACACAAGUGGCUGUGACUGCAGUGGCGAUUGCCUCUGGUGCUUGUCUCUCCACGAAGGUGGACUUUUUAUGGCCUAAAGCUGACGAGCAACCAGGAUAUCGUGUUCUGGAUGGAGUAGAGGUGACUGGGUAUCCGAUAUUUGACGAUGGAAAGGUGCAGAAGGCAAUUGCUUUUGCUAGGAAAGCUCAUCAUGGACAGACAAGAAAGACAGGAGAUUCAUACUUAUCUCAUUGUAUUCACACGGGAAAAAUAUUGGCUGCUUUAGUUCCACCAAGUGGUAAAAGAGCUAUUGAUACAGUUGUAUCUGGAAUCCUGCAUGAUGUAAUAGAUGACACUUGUGAAAAUUUAGAAAGCAUUGAGCGUGAGUUUGAUGCGGAUGUUGCAAAGUUGGUUGCUGGAGUCUCUAGACUAAGUUACAUUAAUCAGUUACUUCGCAGGCACCGCAGGAUGAAUACGACUCAAGUUACAUUCAGCCAUGAAGAGGCAAAUAAAUUAAGAGCAAUGCUGCUAGGCAUGGUUGAUGAUCCACGUGUUGUUCUCAUAAAGCUUGCAGAUCGCCUUCAUAAUAUGAGAACAAUCUAUGCCCUACCGCCUAGCAAAGCUCAAGCUGUGGCUGAAGAGACAUUAGCUAUUUGGUGUUCACUUGCUUCAAGGCUGGGUUUGUGGGCUCUUAAAGCUGAACUUGAAGAUUUGUGCUUUGCAGUACUUCAGCCUAAAGUAUUUCGCCAGCUGCGAGCGGACCUUGCUUCCAUGUGGAGCCUUAAUACAAAGCCAGGCAAUCUGAGAAGAAUAUCUGCAAAGUCAAAUGCUAGUAUACAAUUCCAAGAAUGUGAAGAAACUGAUGGACUGGAUGACGAAUACACAAGCAUGAAGGUUCUUCUGCAAGCAGUCCAUCCAUUUGAUCUCUUAUUGGAUAGAAAAAAACGUCUAGCUUUUUUUAACAAUCUUGCAACAUGCUCGGAUACUUCUAAAAAACCAAAGGUUGUGAGGGAUGCUGCCGUUGCGUUGGCAUCACUAGUAGUUUGUGAGGAAGCUCUGGAGCGGGAAUUAUUUAUCUCAACCUCUUAUGUUCCAGGCAUGGAAGUGACUCUAUCCGGGCGCCUAAAAAGCUUGUAUAGCAUCUACAGUAAGAUGAAGAGAAAAGAAGUUGGAAUCAAGAAAGUAUAUGAUGCCCGUGCAUUGAGGGUCAUUGUUGGAGACAAGAAUGGGGCAUUACAUGGACAGGCAGUACAAUGUUGUUACAAUCUACUUAACAUCAUACACAGACUGUGGACCCCUAUUGAUGGUGAAUUUGAUGAUUAUAUUGUCAACCCGAAACCAAGUGGCUACCAGUCGCUUCACACUGCGGUUCAAGGGCCUGAUUUCUUUCCUUUGGAAGUUCAACUAAGAACACAGCGAAUGCACGAGUAUGCUGAACAUGGACUUGCUGCACAUUGGCUUUACAAGGAAACUGAGAAUAUAUUGCCCUCGAAUAUCUUUCUUAAUGAUUCUGACGAAAGGGAUUCCUCUAGUUACUCUGAGGAAAUAGAAAAUGAGGCUUCUGUUGGUGCUGACAUGUUACUGAAAUAUAGUUCACUUAAAGUAGGGCAUCCAGUUCUCAGAGUGCAAGCUGGCCACUUGCUUGCUGCAGUUAUUAUCAGAGUAGAUAAUGAUGGUAGAGAAUUGCUUGUUGCUGUAAGCUUCGGGCUGGCAGCCUCUGAAGCAGUAGCUGAAAGAAGAUCUCCUUAUCAAUUAAAACGAUGGGAAGCUUAUGCAAAUUUAUACAAAAAGGUGUCUGACGAAUGGUGGUUUGAACCGGGACAUGGGGAUUGGUGCACCUGCUUGGAGAAGUACACUCUAUGCAGAGACGGAAUUUACCACAAGCAAGAUCAAUUUCAGCGACUUUUGCCUACCUUCAUCCAAGUCAUUGAACUGACAGAGUGGGAAGAAGUCGAGUACUGGGCAGUUGUCUCUGCUGUUUUUGAGGGUAAACCCACUGCCCCUCCUGCACCCAAUUCAAGCUAUGAGAAGACUGGGUUUGCUUCUACUUCAGCUUUGCUGGAUACUGGCAUCAACAACAAGGUACAACUGCUGAGGACAAUGCUACAAUGGGAGGAGCAACUGCGAUCAGAAGCAGGGCUCGGGCAAUUUGGUGCAAACACAAAGUAUAGAAAUGUGGGUGCAGUUUCUCUAGAUGAAGUUGCGGUGGUGUGCUGGCCCCAUGGGGAGAUAAUGAGGCUGAGGACUGGGAGCACUGCUGCUGAUGCCGCUAGAAGAAUAGGGUUAGAUGGGAAAAUUGUCUCCAUAAAUGGGCAGCUAGUGCUGCCUGCCACAGAGUUGAAGGAUGGUGAUGUGGUUGAGGUCAGACUAUAA